AUGCCCUCCUUCGCCAAUGACGGGGCAGCUACUGCUACGGCCACACAUCCUCGUCCGUUUGAUUCACCGCGAGGGAAACCGCGCGAUAAGGGUUCCGUGGGAAAUACAUUUCUGUGGACCAACUGGCCCAAUGGUGACACGAACCAGAUCGAUUCUCACUCGAAUGAUCGCCAGUAUCUUCCGGACCUGAAGAAUGGCAGUGCCUACUCUCUGAACAACGGCCCCCGAUCAAGUGCCAGCUCCUACACGCGAGACCCUCCGCUUUCGAAAGAUGGCAGUAUGCAUUCAAUAGGAAACGGUUCACUGCGAGACCCAAGGGAAACAGGACGAGUUUCAAUGACGUUGGAGAAAGAUAUCGCUCGCAAGUCUUUCGAUGUGGGAGCCAGCGCUGGCGUUGGCUCAGCGACACCGUCGAUCUCUAGCAGUCACCAGCUGAAUGGUAGGUCACCGAGCCCGCGUCAAGUCAAUGGGAGGGCCUUGAUCAACGGAGAUCAUUCUCAACCGUCCGUCGAUGAGCUGGCCUCUUCGAACUCGACGGCUCUGACCAACGGAAACGUUUCGCCGAUUUCGCAUUCUGAAGACACCGACCGUCCUUCUUUUGAGCCCGAUCGGUUAUCAGCGUCACAGACGACUACCACUUACCGUUACUCUUCCCCCCCUCUACCAUCCGCCGGCGACAGUAUCCAAUCACAAGACCCAGCAGCGUCAGGUCUGCGCCAUCGACACACAUUGCAAGUCCCGAAAGCGACAAGCAGCCGUCGCAAUAGCCGCGAUCACACCGACGACAUCGCCUACAGUAGUGGUCGUUUAUCUCCCACAACGGGGGCGACCCGCCGGGCGUCUCUCAGCUUGGUACGGCGAGCCACAAAAACCAACCGCUCAGAUUCGUUCCCUGAUGAGGCGAAUCCGGACGACGAUGCAGCGCGUUGGGCGGAGGCGAUCAAGCAUCGGAGAGCUUCGCGGAAGAAACGCCGUGACGACGACGACGACGAUCGCGUUAUCGUUGGGACUAAAGUCGAUCAGAACCAUGUCAACUGGGUGACAGCAUACAAUAUGUUGACGGGAAUCCGCUUCACCGUCUCCAGGAUCAACGCGAAGAUGGACCGAGAAUUGACGCCGGCGGAUUUUGUCGCCAAGCAUAAAUUCUCUUUUGAUAUUACGGGCAACGAGUUAACACCUUCCGCCAAGUACGACUUCAAAUUCAAGGAUUAUGCGCCCUGGGUGUUCCGGCACUUGCGAGCCAAGUUCCGUCUGGAUCCCGCCGACUAUCUCAUGUCCCUGACCAGCAAGUACAUCCUCUCGGAGCUGGGCUCCCCCGGAAAGAGUGGAAGUUUUUUCUAUUUCUCCCGGGACUACAAAUACAUCAUCAAAACCAUCCAUCAUUCCGAACACAAACUGCUCCGAAAGAUCCUCCCCGAGUACUACAAGCACGUGGAACAAAACCCGAACACAUUGAUUUCGCAAUUUUACGGUCUCCAUCGCGUCAAGAUGGCAUAUGGUCGCAAGAUCCACUUCGUUGUCAUGAACAAUCUGUUCCCGCCCCACCGUGAUAUCCACCAGACCUUCGACCUGAAGGGGUCAACAAUCGGUCGGGAUCUGAGGGAGGAUGACCUCGAACGGAACCCGCGAGCUACGCUGAAGGAUCUAAACUGGCUCCGGCGGGGUCGUCACCUCGAGUGUGGGCCGACGAAACGGGAUUUUUUCAUCAAGCAGCUCGAACGGGAUGUGGAGUUACUGAAAAAGCUCAAGAUCAUGGAUUACUCUCUUCUGGUCGGUAUCCACGACCUUGGCAGAGGUAACGAGGAGAAGCUUCGCGACAAGACCUUGCAAGUCUUCCAACCAGGGGGCGAUCGGGAGGAAGAGGCGAGCCCGAAUAUGCUGAUGCGCACUCCGUCCAAGCUGGAAAACGAGCGCAAGGCCCGUGAGCUGCGGAUGCUCAUCAAGCGGGAACGUCCAGUGCCUCUCGAUAAAGCUGCCGCAAAGAUGCCCGAGGAGAUUCUCGAUGAACGAAAGUAUCACAUCUUCUAUGCCGAUGACGGCGGGUUCCGGGCCACUCAUGAGAAUGGUCAUCCUGGCGACGAAAUUUACUACCUUGGGAUUAUUGACUGCUUGACUCAUUACGGAACUGUGAAGAAGUUAGAAAACUUCUUCAAAGGUCUCUCGCAUGACCGAAAUCACAUCUCACCGAUUCCACCUGAGGGCUAUGGUGAUCGAUUCGUCAAAUUCAUCAAGGGCAUCACUAUGUCCAAAGAGGAGGCUGCGCGACAUCAGGAGGCUCGAUCGCAGGGCAAGGUCUCUGCUGAACGAUCGGCCUCCGUGGAACGUACGAUGCAGGCGGCGGAGAAGGAGGCCUCAAAGGACGUCUCUGUUACACAUCCUCGGACAUUAUCGACCGUCUGGGAUCCCGUGGACGUCAAUGGACCUGGUCCGACGUCGACGUUGCCGAUCGUGGAUGAAGCCGGCGAGGGCAGCAGUGUUGGUGGAGUGAGUCACAACAGUCGACAAGGACCCCCUUCAACAGAAAAGGACCUACCUCCUUUGCCAAAUGACGCAAAAGGGAAAGGUGUGUCUCACCACGGCCAGAAUGGCCUCUCACCUCUGUCAGCAGCUCGAUAA
This is a messenger RNA of Aspergillus clavatus NRRL 1, 2616 nucleotides long. RefSeq names its product 1-phosphatidylinositol-4-phosphate 5-kinase. The transcript is spliced from 3 exons. The coding region runs from base 1 to 2616 and encodes 871 amino acids. Lineage: Eukaryota; Fungi; Ascomycota; Eurotiomycetes; Eurotiales; Aspergillaceae. Gene Ontology annotation, molecular function: phosphatidylinositol kinase activity. Gene Ontology annotation, biological process: phosphatidylinositol metabolic process. The record is from RefSeq and is a predicted model, not a curated record.